UUUAGGUUUGGUUUUAGAGAGGUUAUGUUUCAUGUCCCUCCCUCCUCUUUUUUCUUUAAUCAUUUUUGUUUUCGUCUUUAUGUCCUUCCUGACUAAAUGUAACUUUUUUUGUCGUUAUCAAUAAAUUUUCUCUUCUACCAUUGAGGCUUUCCAAAAAAAUAAAAUAAAAUAAAAUUCGAAAAGAUCCCGAGUAUAAGUAAGAGUUGAUGCUGCCCGAGAGUUUCUGCAUUCCAAAAGAUCCUUUUUCAUUAUUCUGCUUAGUCGUAAUGGACUCUUUAAAAACAAGAUCAAUGUCAAACUUCAACUCUAGCUUUUCGCUCUAUCCUUCCCCUUCUCUAGGUUUGCCUGUACGACUUCCCAACCUAAAUAUUUUCUAUGAAAAAAAAAGAAUAAAGACCGUAUCUGCUACCCAAGCUGAUAAUAAGCUCGAAAUUGCUCGUCCUAUUGCAAAUUUUCACCCAAGCAUUUGGGGAGAUCGGUUCACAGUCUACGACAAUUCACAAGACAUUACAAACAAUGGCCAAAUGCAACGGGAACUUGGGGAACUGAAAGUAGUAGUGAGUAAUGAAAUAUUAGCAACUGGAGCUGGUGACUUUUCUCAACAACUCAAUUUAAUUGAUGCAAUCCAACGUCUUGGCGUGGCAUACCAUUUUGAAAAAGAGAUUAAAGAAGCUUUGGAACGCAUACAUAUUGCUGCAUAUAAGGACAACGGCGUUAAUAAUGGUGGUGAUCUAUCCAAUGUUGCUCUUCGUUUUCGGCUACUAAGGCAACAUGGAUUUAAUGUUUCAUGUGUAGAUAUAUUCCAAAAGUUCAAAGGUGAAGAUGGUAGCUUCAAGGAAAGCUUAAUUGCCGAUGUGCCGGGUAUGCUAAGCCUUUAUGAAGCAACACAUCUAAGGGUGCAUGGAGAAGACAUACUAAAAGAGGCUCUUGUUUUCACCACCACUCACCUCGAGUCCACUGCAACCAGUUUAAGCUGUUCAAUGGCAGCUCAAAUAACUCAAGCCUUGGAGAGACCUUUGCUAAAGAGUCUAGUGAGGUUAGGUGUCAGGAAUUACAUGUCAAUCUAUCAAGAAGAAGCUUCACACAGUGAAGCUUUAUUACAACUUGCAAAGUUGGAUUUCAAUCUUGUUCAAUCUUUGCACAAAAAGGAGCUCAGGGAAAUUACUAGAUGGUGGAAAGAACUCGAGUUUGAAAGAAAGCUGCCGUUUGCAAGAGACAGGAUAGUUGAAUUGUACUUUUGUUCAACGGGAGUAUUUUUUGAACCCCAUUACUCUACAGCCAGAAAAAGUAUGGCCAAAGUCAUGGUUUUGGCGACAGUAAUGGACGAUAUCUACGACGCAUUUGGUACAUUCGAAGAACUUGACAUCUUUACAGAGGCAAUUAGAAGGUGGGAUGUUAAUUUCAUUGAUGAACUUCCGGACUAUAUGCAAACAUUUUAUCUUGCACUUGUGAAUCUUUUCAACGAAAUUGAGGAAGAGAUGGUAACAGAAGGAAAGUCAUACCGGGUUCGCUAUGCAAAAGAAGCUUGGAAAGUUUUUGCCCAUGCUCACUUUGAUGAGGCCAGAUGGUUACGGGAACAAUGCAUCCCAAGCAUGGAGGAGUAUAUGCAUGUUGCAACGGCUUCUAUUGGUAACAGCCUCCUUUCAACUGUAUGUUUAGUUGGCAUGGGAGAUAUUGUAACAAAUGACGUGUUCCAGUGGUUGUCGAAUAACCCUAAAAUUCUCAGAGCUUCCAAUAUCAUUUUUAGGCUCAUGGAUGACAUUGCUGGCCACAAGUUUGAGAAAGAGAGACGGCAUGUAACUUCUAGUAUUGAUUGUUACAUGAAGCAAUAUGACGUGUCGGAGCAAGAGACACUUGCUGCGUUUAACAAACAAAUAGUGGAUAUGUGGGAGGAUAUAAACGAGGAGUUACUUAGACCAACUGCAGUGCCAGAGUUUGUGCUCAUGCGUGUUCUUAAUUUGACAAGGGUUGUGGAUCUGCUUUACAAAAGAGGAGACGGCUUAACACAUGUUGGGAAACUUAUGAAAGAUGUCGUUGCUUCGCUUUUUAUUGACCCAGUGCCACUUUGAGUUGGUUUCUUUCUGUUAGUCAAGUAGUACUAGUUUCCACUUUGACGGAAGAUGAUGCCGGAUAAUGCAGGGUCUAUAAUCCAUUCAAGUUCCAAAUAACAACGAACACAUUAAAUAAUAUCAUAAGUUUUGUGUGAGUGAGGUGUCAGUUCGUACUUAUUAGGUAGUAGUACAGUACUACAUAAUGUAUGGGAUUAGUGCUACAGAUCGGGGGUCCUGCAUAUCUUGUUUUUCUGAUUCUGUACUCAUAUGUUUCUAUCAGUUGGCAAGAAGUAAAAUAAAAAAUGAAAGGGCAGCAAAUAUUUAUACAUUAGGUUACACAUCGGGGUCCUAGAUAUCUUGCUUUUCUGAUUCUGUGACAGUGAGAGUUGAUCAGGGUAAAUAGUUGUGUGCUCUAAUUCUCCAUUCAAAGAAGCUAAGGAACUCAUCAUAUGAACUACUGUUGCAAACGAAAAUCUCCACUUUUUUAUUUCGUUACAUUGUAUCGGAACGGCCAUCCUUCAACUUCAAUCCUUCAUUUUUUGUUCUCCUGAGAAGUCCUCAUGUUGCAUUGCGAGUGGCUCUUUACCAUAGUGAUAGAGAGGUGUUGAGCCCUUGUAUGACGAUAUGAGUUCAAAUCCCGACGGUAACUAAUCUAACAUCUAAUCUAACAAAAUCUAUCGUUCAACAAAAAAUAAAAUAAUAAUAAAUGAUAAAAUAAAAUAAAAUAAAAACUUCUCUCAU
Messenger RNA from Pyrus x bretschneideri (Chinese white pear), 2792 nucleotides. RefSeq names its product (-)-alpha-pinene synthase-like. Lineage: Eukaryota; Viridiplantae; Streptophyta; Magnoliopsida; Rosales; Rosaceae. Gene Ontology annotation, biological process: diterpenoid biosynthetic process. Bases 207 to 2069 code for a protein of 620 amino acids. The transcript has 7 exons. The record is from RefSeq and is a predicted model, not a curated record. Gene Ontology annotation, molecular function: terpene synthase activity; magnesium ion binding.